UAUAAAGUGAUCUGUGGUGGAACUUGGUCUUGGAAAUUGGAAAAUCUUCAUUCAAAUGUUUAUGUUGGGAAAUCUAUCAAUCACAUUUGUAAAUGUUAUUAUAGUAUAAUUGUAUCAACUAUCAAUAAUAAUGGCUUUUUACCAAUUACUUCGACUUGUUACUAUAAUCUAUUUAAUCAAUAAUGUUUUAUCUGAAAAUAAAUAUAGUCGUACUGCCAAUGAACAGGAGAAAAGCGAAAUCGAUUUCAGGACUCUGGAAAAACCUUUCAGGAUGAAUAAAUUAAACUUGGUGUGGGUGAAGGCUCAACAGAGAUUAACAGAGCCAAAAUUAAAGUCACUGUACAGUGACUUGAUGAUUCAAGACAAAGCAGAGAUAAUAUACAAAAGGGUGAAGAGCGAGGGGGGUGACAAGGAGGGCCUGCGGGAGGCAGACCUGCGGCGCAAGCUCUCCACCAUCAUGACCAACUACGGGCUGAGGGAACACUUUGAGGAUACAUCUAAAGGCAAACAAAAGCAAGAUCAAGCUUUCAACGAAGCAAUGGACAGCUACAUUAACAAGAGUCUGUUCAAAGACAAGAAGCUGAACAUGCUGUGGGCCAAGGCGGAGGCGUCCGGCUUCACCAGCGAGGAGUUGGCCGCCCUGAGGGAGGAGUUCAUGCAUCAUCAGGACAAGAUCGACCAGUACUACGACUUGCUGGUCAACAUGGAGGCAGGGGAGAAGGAUGGAUAUAAAAACACUGUCAAUGAGGAGGAGUUGGUGAAGUUCAACGAGAUACACCAGGACGAGACGGACGUGGACAAGGACUUCCUGAGCAGCGCCAACCUGGUGCGGGAGAAGCACAGGGACUUGCGCGACGGGUACGACCGGCUGCAGAGGAUCUCUGCCAGAGGCCCCGCUAACAAGGAGUUCAUCGAGCCCAAAGUGCAGGGGCUGUGGAAGAUGGCGGCGGCGUCCAACUUCACUGUUGACGAACUUGAGUCUUUGAAGGUGGAGCUGAAGCACUACGAGUCUCGUCUGCUGAAGCUGCGCAUGCUGCACGCCGACCACGUAAGCAUGCAUGAGAAGCAUCGCGGCAAGUUGUCGGCGGCGGGCGACAAGAUGGACUACUUCGCGGACCAGCAGCAGAUGAUCAAGAAGCACACGCGCAAGGUGGAGAAGCUGCACGCCGACCUGGAGGGACGCAUCAUGGCGCGACACACGGAGCUGUAGAUCACUAGAUUAUACCUAAAUCGUAUAAAUAUUUCAUGGAGAAUAAAGUUUUGCUAGCCACUUACCAUCUAAUAAGUUCACGCGUCUGCAGCCCUAACGCACAUGGCAACCAACACACGAUCAGUUAACGGAUGUCUUUCCAGUUGCGCUGCCAUAACAUGAGCUUAUUGGAUGGUGAGUGGCCAGAAUUACGCUCUAGAUAUUAAAUAAUGUAUUUUGGUGUGAAUAUUAUUUUGUAUUUAGGGCUCUGUUAUCAAAAUUCACAAGCCAUUGUCUUGCGCGUUUUAUUUGUGACAUACACGUUGUUCAUAGAAUCUGUUACACGAUGUUAAUACUGCGAAAAGUAAAUACACCAUAGUUAAGUUUAUACGUAUACUAUAAAAAAUGACCGACCAAGUGAAAGUCGAACUCGCGCACGAAGGAUUCCGUACAAUAAUUUAUUCAAAUAUUUAUUUGUCCUGUUUUUUAGAAAUUUCAAUUGUCUAUCACGAUUCAUGUGAUACAGUCUGGCGACAGAUGGACGGUUGGGUUCGACGGCCUCCGUGGCGCAGUGGUACAAAACGGAGGUCCUGGGUUCGAUCGUCGGCUGGGCCGAUUGAGAUUUUCUUAAUUGGUCCAGGUCUGGCGGGAGGCUUCGGCCGUGGCUAGUUACCACCCUACCGACAAAGACAUACCGCCAAGCGAUUUAACGUUCCGGUACGAUGUCGUGUAGAAACCGAAAAGGGCUGUGGAUUUUCAUCCAUAACAAGUUAGCCCGCUUUCAUCUUAGAAUCAUCACUUACCCUCAGGUGAGAUUGUAGUUAAGGGCUAACUUGUAAAGAAAAAAAAGUCUUAGUAAAUAGAGGCCCGCUUUACCCUUUGUGUACGAAAUCCGAAAACGUGCAAGACAAUGUGAAUGUGUGUGUGCCAAAGUCUAGCCCAAAUCAGUUUCAGUAAACAUUCACGCAAUAUGGAGUGUGCAUGUAUUUUUCAACCGACUUCACAAAUGAAAGAGGUUCUCAAUUCUAAGCAUAAUAUGUUACCUCAUAACUUCGUCAUUUAUUAACCGUAAUUAAAGGGGGCUAGACGGCAGAUUGGUCUCGUACCAUUUUCAUGAAAGUCAGUUUAGUAAUUUUGUGUUAAAAUCAAAAUAACUGAAAUAUGUCUUUGAAGUCGGUUAAAAAAGAUUAAUGUAAAACCUCUAUUAUUCUCUGCAAAUAUCUAUUAUUUUUAAAAACUAGUGCGAACUUAGGAUAUGACGUCAAAAAUAAAUGUCUGUAAUUCUUAAUUUGAAUAACAUAUUCACUUUUAUGUGAAUUAUUCAAUUUUAUAUAAUCAUUAGAUGUACCAGCAGAUAGAAUGUAUCCAAAUAUUUUAAGAACCAGUAAACGCUAUUCCAGUAAGUAUAGGUAAAUAUCUCACUUCUUUAUAAUGAUAAUGUCGUUGUUACCAAGGCGAGAUAUGAAAUGUUUCAUGUUACACAUAGAUAUGAAAUUGUACUUUAAUGGCAGCUGAAAGUAACUUUAUAGGCUAGUAACAAAAAUAUUAAUUAAGUACUAGCAAAUGCCCCGCGGUUUCACGGCGAUAAAAUAAAGCUAAAGUUACUCGGUAAAGAUAUAGCUUUCUAAUAGUGAAAGAAUUUUUUAAAUCAACCGAGUAGUUUUUUUUAGUUAAAUUGACAAACAAACAAUAAAAUAUUUCCUUACUACAAUAUUAGUUAAGAUGAUUUUAGGAAGAUCUGCUCAAAGAAGCAUUAAUAAUAAUUAAAUGCACAAGAUUAAGUAUAUAGUAGAUAAGUUAAAAGAAUUCCUAAUUUUUAAGUGUAAAAUUAUUAAAUGAUUUUAUAUUAUUUUCGUAAUGGACGAAUCUCGUUUUUAUUUUCAAUAAAUAAUUAUAAUUAU
Bicyclus anynana (squinting bush brown) is the source of this 3090-nucleotide messenger RNA. Its product is annotated as alpha-2-macroglobulin receptor-associated protein. The transcript is spliced from 7 exons. Gene Ontology annotation, biological process: regulation of receptor-mediated endocytosis. The record is from RefSeq and is a predicted model, not a curated record. Gene Ontology annotation, cellular component: endomembrane system; endoplasmic reticulum. Gene Ontology annotation, molecular function: receptor antagonist activity; low-density lipoprotein particle receptor binding; heparin binding. Bases 131 to 1210 code for a protein of 359 amino acids. NCBI's taxonomy places the organism in Eukaryota, Metazoa, Arthropoda, Insecta, Lepidoptera, Nymphalidae.